AUGUCUAUCGUACUAUCAGCCACGAUUGCUAUUGCUUUCGCUGCAUUUGCCAUACUUUACGCCACCCGUUGGCAUCUGGGGAGAAAGAAUGCGAGACCUCUUCCCCCGGGCCCAAAGGGCCUCCCGAUUCUUGGAAAUGUCAACGAUAUGCCCAAAUCCGGCAUGCUUGAGUGCCACCACUGGCUACGACACAAGGAUGUCUAUGGCCCUCUUAGUUCCGUCACAGUGCUAGGGCAGACUUUCAUCAUCAUUAACGACCCUGAGAUCGCAUUCGAGCUGUUGCGCGAUCGCUCAGCGAUUCAUUCUUCGAGACCCAGCCAGACCUUUAGUGGUGACAUGUAUGUGGAGAGCUCCAUACGUAAGAAUAUCACCAAGAUAGCGAGCACGAACGUUUCCGUGUCCGUGUUUGAUAAAGCGCAAGAGACGGAGGCCGCGCACUUCCUGCUCAACCUUCUAGAGUCACCCGACAAGCUCUUUGAUCAUAUACGAAAAGAGGCUGGCAGUGUCAUUCUCAAGAUCACCUACGGCUACACUGCUGUCGCCAAUGGCAACGACCCUUUCGUUGAUAUGGCCGCCAAGACUAUGGAGCAGUUCGCCGAUGCUACAGUUCCUGGGAAGUGGUCGCUCAGCCAAUGCACGAAUCAACCGUAUGAGUUCGUGAAGAAGCAAAUGAGAGAGAAGAGGCAUUCGCCGUCUUUCUUGUCGCAAUGCAUUGAAGGUCUCGGUUCGGAUGCUGAGAUGGAGUUUGUUCAUAAGUGGACUGCAUUAGCGCUCUACCUGGGCGGUGCUGAUACGACCGUGUCCUCGAUCAUGACCUUCUUCCUUGCUAUGACUGUCUUCCCGGAAGUUCAAAAGAAGGCCCAAGAAGAGCUAGAUCGCGUUAUUGGCGGAGGCCGGCUACCCGUCAGUAAAGACCGCGAAAGUCUUCCUUACAUCGAAGCAAUCAUGAAAGAGACCCACCGCUGGCACCUCGUCGCACCAAUGUGCCUUCCACACUGCAGCACGGAAGAAGACACCUGUCGCGGGUAUCGCAUUCCGAAAGGCUCCAUCCUUCUACCCAAUAAUUGGCACUUCACGCACGACCCUGAAGUCUACCCCGACCCGAUGGUCUUCAGACCAGAGCGCUUCCUCGAAACAGCCUCGCACAAAAGUGAGCCUGAUCCCCGGAACUUCAUCUUCGGAUAUGGUCGCCGCAUCUGUCCGGGCCGAUACGUGGCGGAUAACGCGCUCUUCAUUACCAUCGCCCAGACUCUCGCGGUGUUUGACAUCACUAAAUUCGUCGAUGGAGAUGGUCGCGUUGUGGAGCCGGAGGUGAAGUUUGAGCCGGGAGCGAUCAGUCACCCUGUGCCAUACCGUUGUUCGAUCAAACCGCGAUCGGAGGAUCAUAAGCGGUUGAUCAAGGCUUCAGAGCAGUUGUUUCCUUGGGAGGAAAGCGACGCCAAAGAGCUGGAAAAUAUCAGCUGGUAA
This is a messenger RNA of Alternaria viburni, 1467 nucleotides long. RefSeq lists its product as uncharacterized. NCBI's taxonomy places the organism in Eukaryota, Fungi, Ascomycota, Dothideomycetes, Pleosporales, Pleosporaceae. The transcript is spliced from 4 exons. The record is from RefSeq and is a predicted model, not a curated record. Gene Ontology annotation, molecular function: heme binding; oxidoreductase activity, acting on paired donors, with incorporation or reduction of molecular oxygen; iron ion binding. The coding region runs from base 1 to 1467 and encodes 488 amino acids.